This is a messenger RNA of Thermochaetoides thermophila DSM 1495, 1182 nucleotides long. RefSeq lists its product as uncharacterized. The record is from RefSeq and is a predicted model, not a curated record. Bases 1 to 1182 code for a protein of 393 amino acids. Lineage: Eukaryota; Fungi; Ascomycota; Sordariomycetes; Sordariales; Chaetomiaceae. The transcript has 4 exons.
AUGGCCUUUCAAAUGAGCUCAUGCAACAUCCGCCUUGGGGGAUCUGUCUUGCACGCCGACUGUAAGAACACUCCAGGUGACUGGAUCAAGACUUCUCUCGAUCUCAAUGAGCAUAUCGGCAAUCGCAAUGGUAGAUUCACCCUCUGUGACCGGGAUUGGUAUCACAGUGCGCGCAAUGUACAGCUUAUUGGGUCCAAACUGAAAGCAGAGCUAGCAAAGGAAGGAGGAGAGGAAUGGGUUGAAUCCAUCCUUGACCUCAACCUUUGUGUGGAAAAUAAGGAGGGCUACCUCAAGUUCCAUAAACUGGACGAUUACCUGUUUAACCGGGGAUCAUGCUUCUCCUUGGUGGGACCGGGAAGAGUAGCGCUGGGAGGUAUCUGCAUGGGUCUCGAUGGACUCCUCCAUUUCGACGAGAGCAAUCUCAAUGAGUGCUAUGAAAAUGACAAUGGCUGCCUUCGGCCAGGCCGGCAUUUUGCAUAUAGCUGCAACAGCUGGGAUAUUGAAAUAGCCCCUCCAGCACUCAACCUUGUGGAACAUGCUUUGCGAGCUUUGGCCCGAUGUGCCAAUUCCACUAUUGUCACCGGCGCCAUUGUCAUCGUGACCUGUAUUGGCGGCCCAAUGGGGGCAGCAAUUGGAGCAGGGUUUGCCACACCUAUAGGAAUCCUCACUGAACAAAUCCUCCGUGACACCAUCACGGACCCACGAAUCCUUGCUGAAAUUGAAGAGGCCACAAUUGGCCGUUACCUCUUUGAUACGAUCGUGAACGCCAUAUCCGCAGGGUCUGCUGAAUAUGUCAGCAAAUUCCUAGGCAAUCUUGCAAAGGAGAUCACGCCUGAGCUCUUGAGCAAGAUCUCUGAGCUGAUGAAGCAUAGUGUCAAAUUUUCUUCAAACAAGGCGGUAGAUGAUCUCAUCAAAAAGCUGAGUAAAGCCGUGGAGGAAAAUGUGCUCCCCAAGGAGUGGCUCCUCAGAACCCAGCAAGUUGCAACGCUUAUUGGAUACGAUGCGUUUACUGGACUUGAGAAGCCACCUGGCCUCGAGAUUGGCAAUGUGCAUGAGCAGUACCAGAAGCUCGAUGACUUUAAGGAUAUGAAAGUGCUUACACCGCCCAUUGAGGUAAACACUUGCGGAAGCGCUUUUGAGUGUCAUCAUGCAGUUAUUCCAAUGCGACUGGUGUCUGCCUAG